CCUAAAGCUUGUGUCCUUCCAGGCUGGCUCAUUUUUCCGCUUUUCCCACAGCUCCAGAACAGCAGCAUGGAUCCAGCCACCUUUAUAGACCCCAACCUGACGGUCCCCGACCGGUUGGUCCUGGAGCAUCUGCUCAAGGAAGCGGAAGCCCCGGCCGCGGCCGCAGCCACAGCCACAGCCGCCGGGAAGAAAACCCCAAACGUCAAUGGCAAUGACAAUGGCAACAGCGCCAACGGCGCAACAGGGCAUGAAGAAGAAGAGGUUGACUCAGAAACCCAAGCAACCAUCACACACCUCGCAGCCCUCAACAGCCCCUCCAGCAGCAGCUUCACGCCCACCGUCUUCGUAACCUGGGACCUGCCGCAGCUCACUAUUUCACUCCCCACCCUUCUGAACGAGUGCCUCCUGCAGCCGUACAUCCGCGCCGCGCGGUCCCUGGUGCGGGUCGAAACCGACGUGGUGAUGCUGACCCACCUGCUGCUGUACUUUACGACCUCCAUCCCCAGCGCCUUGUACCUGUUCUUCGGAACAUUCCACUGGUGGCACGGCCUCGUGCACUGGCUCAUGCAGUCCUACUACGUGGGCACCUACACCCUGAUGAUGCACCAGCACAUCCACAUGGGCGGGAUCCUGACCCGCGCGCACCCGCUCGCGGUGCUCUUCGACACCGUGUUCCCCUACCUCCUCGACCCGCUCAUGGGCCACACCUGGAACUCCUACUUCUACCACCACGUCAAACACCACCACGUCGAGGGCAACGGGCCGCGCGACCUCUCCAGCACCUUGCGGUACCAGCGCGACUCCCCCCGGGAUUUCGCCUGCUACGUGGCCCGGUUCUACUUCCUGGUGUGGGUGGAGCUGCCCGCCUACUUCCUGCGGCGCGGGCAGCUGACCACCGCGGCCAAGGCCGGGCUGUGGGAGCUGGGCACGUACGCCAUGAUCGCCGCGGCGUGGCGGUGGGGCGGGUGGCGCCCGACGCUGUUCGUGCUGCUGCUGCCCGUGUUGCAGUUGCGGGUGGGCUUGAUGGUCGGCAAUUGGGGCCAGCAUGCCCUGGUGGAUGAGAUCGACCCGGAUUCGGACUUUCGGAGUAGUAUUACCUUGAUUGAUGUGGCUAGCAACCGCUUCUGCUACAACGACGGCUACCACACCUCGCACCACCUCAACCCCCGCCGCCACUGGCGCGACCACCCCGUCGCCUUCCUGCGCCAGCACCGCCGCUACGCCGCCGAGCAGGCCCUCGUCUUCCGGAACAUUGACUACAUCAUGAUCACCAUCCGCCUCCUCCGGAAGGAUUACCUGCAUCUGGCCAAGUGUCUGGUGCCCAUGGGGGAGCAGGUCGGGAUGACGCUGGAGGAGAAGGCGGAGAUGUUGCGCCGGAAGACGCGGCGGUUCAGCGAGGAGGAGAUUGCGAGGAAGUUUAAGCUGUAGGGUUUCUUGCUUGCUUGCUUGCCUUGUUUGGCUCAGGGGUUAUAUGUUAGAGUAUAAGUUAGGGGUAGGGGCAUGCGUUGAUUGUGCUGUGCUGUAUAUAGCUAGGGAGGGCGCUGGCUGGGGUAUAUGUUUCGGUGUACUAUACUAUCCUAUACAUAGUAUUCUCUAAAAAAGGAAUGCAGUGGAAC
Molecule: messenger RNA, 1616 nt
Organism: Aspergillus fijiensis CBS 313.89
Lineage: Eukaryota; Fungi; Ascomycota; Eurotiomycetes; Eurotiales; Aspergillaceae
Product: fatty acid desaturase
Exons: 3
Coding region: 67-1428 (453 amino acids)
Biological process (GO): lipid metabolic process
Source: RefSeq, a predicted model, not a curated record